GUGCGGAACUCCAGGCCCGAGAGCCAGGCGCCCGUCAGGAUGGUGGACAGCGUGUACCGUACCCGCUCCCUGGGGGUGGCGGCCGAAGGGCUCCCGGACCAGUAUGCGGAUGGGGAGGCCGCACGUGUGUGGCAGCUGUACAUCGGGGACACCCGCAGCCGCACCGCGGAGUACAAGGCGUGGCUGCUUGGGCUGCUCCGGCAGCACGGUUGCCACAGGGUGCUGGACGUGGCCUGUGGCACAGGAGUGGACUCUAUCAUGCUGGUGGAAGAGGGCUUCACUGUGACAAGUGUGGAUGCCAGUGACAAGAUGCUGAAGUACGCUCUCAAGGAGCGCUGGAACCGGAGGAAGGAGCCUGCCUUCGACAAGUGGGUCAUUGAAGAAGCCAACUGGUUGACUCUGGACAAGGAUGUGCCAGCAGGAGAUGGCUUUGAUGCUGUCAUCUGCCUCGGGAACAGUUUUGCUCACUUGCCAGACUGCAAAGGUGAUCAGAGUGAGCACCGGCUGGCGCUACGGAACAUUGCAAGCAUGGUGCGGCCUGGGGGCCUGCUGGUCAUCGACCACCGCAACUACGACCACAUCCUCAGCACGGGCUGUGCGCCCCCAGGGAAGAACAUUUACUACAAGAGUGACCUGACCAAGGACAUCACGACAUCAGUGCUGGCAGUAAACAACAAAGCCCACAUGGUAACCCUGGACUACACCGUGCAGGUGCCAGGCGCUGGCAGAGAUGGCUCUCCUGGCUUCAGUAAGUUCCGGCUCUCUUACUACCCACACUGUUUGGCGUCCUUCACGGAGUUGCUCCAAGCAGCCUUUGGGGGCAAGUGCCAGCACAGCGUCCUGGGUGACUUCAAGCCUUACAAGCCUGGCCAGGCCUACAUUCCCUGCUAUUUCAUCCACGUGCUCAAGAAGACAGGCUGAAAGUGGCUUUGGCCUCCACAAGCUCCCUGCCCAGGCAGUGGCAGCCUCCGGGGUAGGAGUAAUCCACGUACCUACUGUACGACCAUCCCCUCCCUAUCCCAGAUACUGCA
Messenger RNA from Acomys russatus (golden spiny mouse), 1031 nucleotides. It is a transcript of the gene Gnmt, whose product is annotated as glycine N-methyltransferase. Gene Ontology annotation, cellular component: cytosol. Gene Ontology annotation, biological process: protein homotetramerization; regulation of gluconeogenesis; S-adenosylmethionine metabolic process. NCBI's taxonomy places the organism in Eukaryota, Metazoa, Chordata, Mammalia, Rodentia, Muridae. Gene Ontology annotation, molecular function: identical protein binding; S-adenosyl-L-methionine binding; glycine binding. The coding region runs from base 40 to 921 and encodes 293 amino acids. The record is from RefSeq and is a predicted model, not a curated record. The transcript has 6 exons.